CGCCGAGGCCACGCCCCCGUGUUGUGGUGGGGAGCGCAGGGAAGAUGGCGGCGGCCGUGAGGGGCAUCGGGGGCGGGUUGGGCCGCGGCCUCCGGGAGCUGCGCUUCCACCUCUGCCAGCGCUCCGCGGGCAGCCGCGGCGUCAGAGACUUCAUCGAGCAGCACUACGUGACCCUGAAGAAGGCGAACCCCGACUUCCCCAUCCUGAUCCGCGAGUGCUCCGGGGUGCAGCCGCGGCUCUGGGCGCGCUUCGAGUUUGGCAGGGAAAGGAGUGUGCCUCUGAACAACCUGAGUGCGGAUGAAGUGGCCAAGGCCCUGGAGACCAUUGUGAAGAGCACGGGGUGAAGACAGGCAGUAAACACACGUAGACGGUAGACUUGACC
Molecule: messenger RNA, 382 nt
Organism: Pezoporus flaviventris
Lineage: Eukaryota; Metazoa; Chordata; Aves; Psittaciformes; Psittacidae
Gene: NDUFA2
Product: NADH:ubiquinone oxidoreductase subunit A2
Exons: 4
Coding region: 45-344 (99 amino acids)
Source: RefSeq, a predicted model, not a curated record